Molecule: messenger RNA, 3942 nt
Organism: Megalobrama amblycephala (Wuchang bream)
Lineage: Eukaryota; Metazoa; Chordata; Actinopteri; Cypriniformes; Xenocyprididae
Gene: cpxm2
Product: carboxypeptidase X (M14 family), member 2
Exons: 14
Coding region: 1532-3325 (597 amino acids)
Biological process (GO): proteolysis
Molecular function (GO): zinc ion binding; metallocarboxypeptidase activity
Source: RefSeq, a predicted model, not a curated record
CUUUUGUAGUGCGUUUCCAAACUUUUGGAGGGCAGUGGAGGGCACCCUUGCCUCAUUUAGUAUACAUGGUUCUAUGAAUAUGCAAAUUAACCCCGCCUCCACUCACUCGCACCAGUUCAGAGAUCCACUUGUUGGCGAUCACACCUUGACGUGAUUGGUUACAAUGUAGUUUGUGAUGUAAGAAACGCCAGCAACUAUCUUUGGUUCACUGCAGUUUUAAGGAGAAAAUACUCAGCAGUGGUGUUGGCUUAUGAAUUUGCACAUGGUUUGACUUAAAGCAUAUUAAAAACACCACAUAGACAUAUAAACAACAUUAAAAACUUGAUUUUCACCACAGCGGGUCUUAUUAACUUCUGCGAUUAUUCCAGCUAACAGGGAACGUUCUGGCAAGGUUCUCUCAAAGAUAUGAACAAACGUUCUAAUAACGUUAAGAGAAGGUUAUCUGGUCUUUAAUAACAUGCACAAAAUCGCCUUUUUCUGUAACAUUUCAGUUGUUACUACUUCAGAACAUUCAAAAGUAGCUUUCUCAUAUUUGCAAAAUCAUAAAAGAGAGUAAAACAUUCCCUUAAUGUUCACAUAACCAAGAAAAAACAUGUUCUCAGAACGUCUUUUUCAGCUGGUUUGCUGCGGAUCUGCUGGUUCCAUGUUUCAGAUUUCUCCGUUUCAUGAAGUCACUCGUGCUUCUGACAGGAAGAUGGAAGCGACUGCGCAGACGUGCCAGCGUCUGUCUAAUAUCAACAUGUGCUGGAUGUUGGCGGACGGUCAGCUGGACACAUAUUGAUCAUCUGCUUCGUGUUACUCUGAAUCAUCAGGCCAGAUAUAUAACUCACAUCUAACAAUGUUCUUGCCAUGUCCGUCUCUCCUGCAGAAAGCCAUGAUUCAGUGUGCUGAAUGACUGAUGUCUCGCAGCUUUAGUGAUGAGGUUUAUCAUUUAGAAAUCUUCUGAGUGCUUCAAACGCUUCAUUUAAGUUGCGUUUCUUUGUUCCAGUGUGUUUGUUGUGUUUUCGUAGGGCAGAACGUGGAUUGUUGGUGGCUUACAGAUGCAUUCGGAGCGCUCGUCUGACAUGGUGAAUGAUGAUUUAGCACCGAGAUGCAUCUGAAGAUCGUUCUGCAAGAAAUCAGUGUUGAUUUUGGACGCUCGUCAGAGUCUCCGGGUCGUUUAAGGGGAUGAAAUAUUAAGUAGCUGAUUAAAAGUCUGAUAUCAUCUGCAGUGGUUUGUACAGACAGAUGUUUCCCCGAGACGGUUCAUGCGGUUCCUGCAGCUUCGGGGUUUGGUCUGAAGAAUGUGUGAUGAUUUCAGGAAGUGCUGCUGGCGUCUCAGAUUCAUCCCAGCAAUCCAGUGAAAACACGCUUUAAUUUGCACAAACACUGAGCCGUGAAAAGUGGAAACAAAAAGAGUGAGAAGAACAAGAAAGCAGUGAAAGCAGCCGGCGGCGUCAGUGACGGUUCGUUCACCGCUGACAAAGACGAUUGUCCUCCGCUGGGUCUGGAGACACUGAAGAUCGAUGACUUUCAGCUCCACGCAUCCACCAUGAGACACUACGGUCUGGGGCCGCACAGGGGCCGAUUGAACAUCCAGGGUGGUCUGUUAGAGGACGACCUGUAUGACGGCGGCUGGUGCGCAGGACGAAACGACCCGCUGCAGUGGUUUGAGGUGGACGCGCGCAGACUCAUGAAAUUCACCGGUGUCGUCACUCAGGGACGGAGCUCACUCUGGUCGAGUGAUUGGGUGAGCUCAUAUAAAGUUCUGCUCAGUAAUGAUUCUCACAGCUGGGUGACGCUGAAGAAUGGCUCCAGAGAUCUGAUUUUCAUUGGGAAUCGAGAGAAGGAGAUUCCCGUCCUCAACACUUUCCCGAAACCCAUGGUGGCUCGUUACAUCCGCAUUAACCCUCGAUCCUGGUUCCCCAGUGGCGGCAUCUGCAUGCGUGUAGAGAUCCUGGGCUGCCCGAUGCCAGAUCCAAACAAUUAUUACCGGAGAAGAAAUGAAGUGACGACAACAGACAACCUGGACUUCAGACACCACAGUUAUAAAGAGAUGAGACAGCUGAUGAAGGUGGUGAAUGACAUGUGUCCGAACAUCACACGCAUCUACAACAUCGGCAAAAGCUACAACGGACAGAAGCUGUACGCCAUCGAGAUCUCGGACAACCCCGGCGAGCACGAGCUCGGUGAGCCCGAGUUCCGCUACACGGCCGGUUCCCACGGUAACGAGGUGCUGGGCCGCGAGCUGCUUCUGCUGCUCAUGCAGUUCAUGUGUCAGGAGUAUCUGAGCGGAAACCCACGCAUACGCCACCUGGUGGACGAGACGCGCAUCCACCUGCUGCCCUCCAUCAACCCCGACGGCUACGAGAAGGCCUUCGCAGCGGGCUCGGAGCUCAGCGGAUGGUCUCUGGGCCGCUGGAGUCACGACGGCCUCGACAUCCAUCACAACUUCCCUGAUCUCAACGCUGUUCUCUGGGAAGCAGAGGCUCGGAAUUGGGUUCCGCGCAAAUUCCACAACCAUCACGUGCCCGUCCCGGACUGGUACCGCUCCGAGAACGCCACCGUGGCUGUGGAGACGCGCGCUCUGGUGUCGUGGAUGGAGAAGAUCCCGUUCGUGUUGGGAGGGAACCUGCAGGGCGGCGAGCUGGUGGUGACCUUUCCGUUCGACCGCACGCGCUCAGUGACGGCGCUCCGGCAGCUGACGCCCACCGCCGACGAUCACGUGUUCCGCUGGCUGGCGUUCUCGUACGCGUCCACGCACCGCCUCAUGACCGACGUCAGCCGCAGGGUCUGCCACACCGAUGACUUCGCCAAGGAGGACGGCACCAUCAACGGGGCGUCGUGGCACACGGCUGCAGGAAGUAUGAAUGACUUCAGUUACCUGCACACCAACUGUUUCGAGCUGUCCAUGUACGUGGGCUGCGAUAAAUACCCGCAUGAGAGCGAACUACCGGAGGAGUGGGAGAAUAACCGCGAGUCUCUGCUCGUCUUCAUGGAACAGGUGCAUCGUGGGAUCAAAGGUGUGAUCAGAGACGUUCAGGGGAAAGGAAUCGCUAAUGCCAUCGUCUCUGUGGACGGAAUCAAUCACGACAUUCGCACAGCGUCUGACGGCGAUUACUGGCGUCUGCUGAAUCCCGGUGAAUACCGCGUGACGGUCCGCGCCGAGGGCUUCAGCGUCAGCAGCAAGGUGUGUGCGGUGGGAUACGACAUCGGCGCCAGCAGGUGCGACUUUGUGCUCGGACGCUCCAACCUGUCACGCAUCAAAGAAAUCAUGCAGAAAUUCAACAAGCAGCCAAUCAGCAUGCGGGAGCGACUGAGACAGCGCCGCCUACUGGACACAUAGAGGGUGUGAGUGUGUGUGUACGAGUGUGUGUUUGUGUGUGUGAGAGAGUGUGUGUGGACAGAAGCGACUGCGGCGUCACUAAUAAUCACCUGUAUUGUGUACAGGAGCUGUUUAUCAAGAGAGUAUUUUAUAUAAUGGAUCAUCUUCUUUUUAUUGAUGUUUACGGCUUUAAUAUAUUUCUGCUGAAGCAGAUUCAUUCCUCCAGCUUCUCUAAUAGUUUCUUCAUUCAAUAACGAGUGACUCCAGCUCUUCUCUGCUUCAUUUUUAUUGAGUUUAAUGUCAUUAUAGAGCAUCUGUUCAGACAGUGACGUUCAUUACAAGCUUAUAGACUCACGAUAAUCAAUUAAUUUGAAUUACAUGAUCUUCCCCACAUCUGUUGAACAGAGUGAAUGAAAACAGGUCACGGGUUCGACUGGAUGAACUGAUUUAAAUGUCAGUCCAUCUCCUUAACUGUAAGCAAAGCUCUUCUGCCUCAUAUCAGCGUCUGUUUACAUGCUCACAACAUCAUCAGUAUUAUCAUAUUUGAAAUGUUUUGUUAAAUUCCGUGUCAUUUCUGAGAAUGUAUUGAGAAUAUUCAUACAUACAACAGCAAUAAAGCUUCAGAGAACUGAUCCUAA